Aspergillus aculeatinus CBS 121060 is the source of this 1252-nucleotide messenger RNA. It is a transcript of the gene flbD, whose product is annotated as putative MYB family conidiophore development protein FlbD. Lineage: Eukaryota; Fungi; Ascomycota; Eurotiomycetes; Eurotiales; Aspergillaceae. Gene Ontology annotation, cellular component: nucleus. The coding region runs from base 192 to 1166 and encodes 324 amino acids. The transcript is spliced from 2 exons. The record is from RefSeq and is a predicted model, not a curated record. Gene Ontology annotation, biological process: mitotic cell cycle; positive regulation of transcription by RNA polymerase II. Gene Ontology annotation, molecular function: DNA-binding transcription factor activity, RNA polymerase II-specific; RNA polymerase II cis-regulatory region sequence-specific DNA binding.
GCCUACCCUUUCAGCUGGUGUUAGUCCUGCCUUGUGCACUACAGUACCUUACCACAUACCUGCUACCUAUCUGCCUGCCGACUACUAGUGGUAGUACUGGACGUACACUCCGAAAACAACCCCACGAAACUCAAUCUUGAAUCUUGCUCUCCACGGUUCAGCCGCCCCUUGCAGUUUCAUUUCCAUCCACAAUGGCACCUACUCAUCGUCGUGGACCCUGGGUCCCAGAGGAGGAUCAGCUACUCCUACAGUUGGUUCGUGAACAAGGCCCCAACAACUGGGUUCGUAUUUCUCAGCACAUGCACUAUCGUUCUCCCAAGCAAUGCCGGGAGCGAUUCCACCAGAACCUGAAGCCCUCAUUGAAUCGCGAGCCAAUCUCGGCUGAAGAAGGCUUGAUGAUCGAGCGCAUGGUGAAUGAGAUGGGCAAGCGGUGGGCUGAGAUUGCCCGGCGCCUGGGGAACCGUAGCGACAAUGCGGUCAAGAACUGGUGGAAUGGCAGCAUGAACCGCAAGAGACGAGGCCUGCCCACUUCUCCUCACUCCGGACGCACUCUUCACGGACGGAUCGAAGCUCCCUAUGCACGCACUUCUUUGGCUCUGAGCAGCCCCAUUAGCCGAUCCCGCUACUCCUCUAUCUCCAGCGAGAGACCGAUUUCCUCCUGGACCAAGUCUCCCUCUUCCCGCCGGGAAUCCUUGUCAGCAUCUUCGAUCAACUGCCCUCGGCAGUUGACGCCCAUCUUUACCCUUCCCGCCCUCAACCGCCCAGUGGAAACGCCUUUGACUUCGCCCACCUACUCAGAUGCCCCCUCAAUGGAGCCACCAUCGAUGGUCUCGGAUCACAACUCGGUCUCUUCCUCGCCCAGAACCGUCGCCUCUCCUCAACUUCUCCCUGUGCCGGUGAGUGUGAGACACCUCUAUGGCGAUGCUCGCAGACAAAGCGCAUCAUCCUUUCAAACGACCGACGAAAGCUACCUCCCCAAUCCCUACUACGGCAUCAAAACGCUGGAACCCCUUUCAGAUCUGUCUUUCAAGCAACGAUGGACUUCCGACUACCAGCCGUGGAACCGACCAUCUUCGUUAUCAUCACCUACCUGGUCUGUCGCUUCAGAAGAUAAGACCGACUCGCCACGUGAUUCCCGCAUGGGUCUGCAAAAUCUGCUCAACUGAUUUACGGUGGUCCUUUCGUUGACCUGCUGAGAACGAUUGCAUGACUCCUUCUACUUCGCCACGAUAUCUCCAGCCAUUUCUCUGUA